Messenger RNA from Rubroshorea leprosula, 699 nucleotides. The record is from the annotation of a GenBank genome assembly. NCBI's taxonomy places the organism in Eukaryota, Viridiplantae, Streptophyta, Magnoliopsida, Malvales, Dipterocarpaceae.
UCCACCAAACUAAGAGGCAUAUGUCCUUUUCUCCUCUCCCCCCUUUUUUUUUUUCAUUCUUUUCUUAAUAUAUUUUCAAGAGAAAAGAGAGGUUUAAUUCUUUAUUUUGCCAAGAAAAUUGGAUGAUUUUGAGAUAUAGAAAUGGGAGAAGGGAGCAUGAUGAAGCAGGAGAACAGAAGCUUCUGUAACAGGCACGUGGGAGAACCGUGCAAGGCGUUUGGUAGGAAGUGCAGCCGGUUGGUGCAGGAGCAGAGAGCCAGAUUCUACAUCCUCCGGCGCUGCGUCAUCAUGCUCAUCUGCUGGCACGACUAUGGAGACAGUUAAAGAGACUGCUGUUGCAAAACUUGUUUUUGAGGGUUUUUCUUUUUUUCUUUUUUUUUUAAGUGGGCAUGUGGUGGUAUAUAUAUCCCUCGUUCAGCUAGUGCCAUAGCAAACUAAGCUCACUUUGUCGGUCCGGUGAGGCAAAUAUAGAUGUAAUUUGAUCAUAUUAAUUAGAUUAUUAGUUUUAUAUAUAUAAAGCACAUACAAAAUGAAAUAUGGAUAAAUUGGUGGUUUUGCAGGGUGGAUGAAAUGCAGAAUAUCAUGUAUCAAGAUAUACGGUUAGAAAUUAAUUAAGCUCGACGGAAAUUUUGGUUCUCUCAUUGCAUGUGCGGUUCUGUUGAGAAUGUGUGAAAAUGUUAAUAAGAUGUCUGGGUUGAG